AUGCCUAGUAUGGUAAAUCCGCCUUAUCUUGAAGAGGCAAUAGCCCUAAAUUGCAAGAACUUUAGUGAACUCAAGGUCAUGGGUCCUUUUGAUGUUCUCUUUGCUUCCACGGUAGUCAAAUUUCUUGCAAAUUUGAAGGUUUUGAGCUUGAGAUGCUUAGUGAUAGUGAAGGAUGCCCUAUUUCUUAUAUUGGAUAACCUGCCAAAUCUGGAAGUCCUCAACAUAUCACAUAGUCUUUUUAUAGAAGGUUCACUUCUUCCUCUACUGAUGCUCGAAAAAAUCAUUAAGAAGCUCGAUAAAAUUAUCUUAGAGAAGGCUGCUCGAUUACAUGAGUUCUUAACAUGUACUGAGCACUCAUGCAUCAUGUGCCAUUGUACUCGAAGUGAUGAAGGCUUUAUGAGGUGGUACAAGUAUGAGGAAGGUUUCUUAGAAAUCAGAGAACAUUGGCUUGUUUCAGAAGAUGCGAUCUCGGAUUUGAAAAAAGAAAAUGAACAUGUGAUUUUCAAGGUUCGCAAAUUGGAAGAACAGUUGAAAAUAUCAAAGGAGGUGUUUGAUAAGGUCAAAACCGAAUUGAAACACUGUCAAGAAUCAUUUAGAAAUGUUGAACAGCAUUUUGCAAAUGAGCGGUAG
Messenger RNA from Pistacia vera, 630 nucleotides. Its product is annotated as F-box/LRR-repeat protein At3g48880-like. Lineage: Eukaryota; Viridiplantae; Streptophyta; Magnoliopsida; Sapindales; Anacardiaceae. The record is from RefSeq and is a predicted model, not a curated record. Bases 1 to 630 code for a protein of 209 amino acids. The transcript is spliced from 2 exons.